GACGGCACAAUGUGCUACUUUGACCAGUGCCAAACUCCUUUAUGAUACUAAUAUUCUCAGUACAAAAACAUCCUCAUUUCCCCUUUUCUUCCACUUCGUUUCCUCCUUCUUUACCCCCAAACGAAGCACGAACAACCUCUCCCAUUUCUCGUUGCCAGAGCUCUGAAACAGCGACGGGAGACGCGAAAUCAUCUGUGGAAGGGAGGUCGGGAGUUUUUUAGUAUCUUCAAUCGCGCUUCUGCUCCAGAGUCUUGUUCAUAUUCUUAGGUUGCUGACUGGGUCAAAGAGCUGUAUGCCGGUGAUUUUUUUGGUCAGUUCUCCAAAGAAUUGAUGGAGACAAGAUUCAGUACGAGGCAGGUUGAUGAUUUGGGGCUUUUAGCUAGUUUAUGUUGAUAAGAUUAUGGGGAGAGCAAUCUCAGCGUUCUUCUGGUUGAUUUUGGUCUCGGAUUUGGUUUUAAGGAUCGCUGGGAAUGCAGAAGGUAUGUUCUCUUUUCUCUUUUUGCCCUUUUUCUUUUGCUGGAUUUAUAUUUUUCCUUUUUCUUUUUUGGCUUCUAUGUAUGACCCGAUUGAUUGUAUUGACUUUCGAAUUCGAACGAGAUUCUUAUUUGCUCUUUUUAUUAUUUAGAUUAAAAUUGAGAGUUUGAAGGUAUAUAUUACAAAUUGACAAUUAUUAGUAAGUUUUGGGCUUGCCCAACAAAGGGUUUCUUCCUUUUUGUUGGCUUAAAAGAGUUGACUUUACUUCAAUUGUCACUUGUGAGAUUUUAGUGCUGCAUGUGAUAUAUAUUAGCUGUAGAUACAUGCUAUUGACUUGGCUUAUUGUUCGAUUAAAUAGUUUGUUGACUACAUCAAUUGACUUAAAUUUGGGAAAAUUGCAGGUCUAUCUGGUUCGUUUUAGGAAAAUUUGGAAAAUUACCUGUCUUGAGGGUCUUUUAAGUGCGGUUCUAAAUGAUCCUUA
Rubroshorea leprosula is the source of this 955-nucleotide messenger RNA. Lineage: Eukaryota; Viridiplantae; Streptophyta; Magnoliopsida; Malvales; Dipterocarpaceae. The record is from the annotation of a GenBank genome assembly.